AUGAUGAGAACAACAACUGCAUUUCUGGCCGUUGCGAUUUUUCUCGGAACAUUUUGUUACUUACUUUUCUAUUCCUGCGAGACUCAAGAAACUUUGGACGUUCGAAUUAAAGCCAGCGGAAUUUCGAGAGAAGAAGAGAAAAUCAUUUCGGACGCAAUUUUCGAGGAAGAAAAAAUUGAAGAUUUUCAGCUGAAAAAAUGGGACAGAAGCAAAUCUAUUGGAUUUUUACAUUGUGGAAAAUGUGGCGGUACAUCUAUGGACAGAACGUUGGGUCCUGUUGUGAGGAAAUUAUCGACCAGAGAGGACGAUAAAUAUAUCGGAAAUUUGCACUACGAUUGGUCAUAUUUUGAGCUUUUUGAAAAAGACUCUGUUGAGCCGAUUAUUUUGUUAAGAGAUCCAGUUGAAAGGUCAGUGUCGAAUUAUCACUUCAAAAAGACGAUUCCUGCCGUCGCAAAAAGCAAGCAACCGACCUACGUAAAAUUCAUGAAGAGCACUUUCGACACGUUUCUUGAGCAGCCAGAGGUCAUGGUCGAUUUUGCACACUUGUGGAUCGACAGUUUUGCCGGCUUGUCGAUGAUUGACGGACUCAUGUCGGAUGAUUACUACGGAACAUCGACGCGAAAAAUUUACAAAAACGAUCGGGAAAAAAUGGAUCAAAUUUUCCGCGAUCGGGAAUUGAUGAGACUGAAUGCUACUUGGUCCCUGAAUUUGGCUGCAGACAGACUUGAGAAUAUGGGCUGGUUUGGAAUUCUGGAGAAAAUGGAAGACUCCGAAAAGCUUUUAUCAAAUUAUAUUGGAGAAAACAUCAAGUUGGCGCAUGCUCGAAAGACCGCAGAUUUGACCGGGCGAAAACCAAAGGCGUCUGAUUCAGUUCUUGAAAAAUUAAACGCUCUCAAACCGCUUAACAAAUGGCUUUACGAAUUCGCGAAUCGGCUCUUUGAUGCUCGAGUCGAAUUCUUCAAAACAGGAGUUUACAAACGACCCGUUCGGAAACCCAUGCCAGAGAUGAGCUGCCUCUGCACUCGGCUGAUUAUGUACUGCGCUGGCGGAGAACUGGACUUUUGGAUAAGCGAAGAAGCGCCCGAAGGAUACGAAAUGUUGUUCUGGAAUUACCUGAGAGCGUUGGGAGUUCAAGUUCCGAAUGAUAAACUGCCAAGUUCCGAAAAAUCUUUCAGCCUCGAAUUUCUAUAA
Oikopleura dioica is the source of this 1191-nucleotide messenger RNA. NCBI's taxonomy places the organism in Eukaryota, Metazoa, Chordata, Appendicularia, Copelata, Oikopleuridae. The record is from the annotation of a GenBank genome assembly.